This is a messenger RNA of Gloeophyllum trabeum ATCC 11539, 1012 nucleotides long. RefSeq lists its product as uncharacterized. Lineage: Eukaryota; Fungi; Basidiomycota; Agaricomycetes; Gloeophyllales; Gloeophyllaceae. The transcript is spliced from 3 exons. Bases 26 to 733 code for a protein of 235 amino acids. The record is from RefSeq and is a predicted model, not a curated record.
GAAUACCCAGCAUCCAGAUCCUGCCAUGAAGGCUUUACUUGCCGCGAGCUGGAGGGUGGCGGAACAGCUUCCCCCACCCAGUCUGCGAGAAAUACUUGGUGCAUACAACGCCAGGGGCGACGGCGACCGAGAAAUGCUCCUCGCCAUGCUCAAUGCCAAGAGCGCCGAGGACCAGCGUCUCGCCGCUGUUGCAACCCUUCAACGGACGAUGUUGGAAAUGUACCGCGCAUCUAGUCUAGCAGGGGCGCCGACGCACCCGUACCCGCUGGAAAAUUAUCACUUCCCUCCACCAAUGCCCUCCGCCUCGCCGCCACUGCACGAGCGGGGACCCUCGCGGUGCAACGGUGAACCGAAUAGAUUGAACCCGUCUAAUCUCCCGGGAAUCAGGGAAGCCACCUCCAUGGCAUCCGAACGGCCGCGCAAGCGUGCACGCAGCUCGCGGACUUCACGCUCCCCGCAGUCGCAGCAGCUUGACUCACUACCCGACCUGCCGCCUUCCCCAUAUUCGUCCUCGCAUAGUGAUGCCGCCGAACGCUCCCCGCGAUCACGAGGGUCCAUGGCCAUCGGAUCGCUGCUUUCUGGCGGGAAGGGUCCUCUGCGUACUAAGAAGGAGACGGACGAGGCACCCCUAGAGAGAAAUCAAUCCAGGAGGGAAUGUGAACCUCGCGAAGAAUGGCCCAGCCGGCCAACACCCGUCCCUGCCACGCCAACCAUGGGUACGCUAGCGGCGUGAAUAUUGGGUUAUGUGAUUGUGGAUCGCUCAGGUUAUUUACUCCUAUCCGACGUAGUAUGUUUGCUUCGCCGUCUUUGCUUAUCGAGUCCUCAUUGUUUAUGUCGUCCCAUUUACCAUUGUAUCGAAACUGUAUCCUAACUAGUGUGGAAUCCUUCAGACCCAGGUCUGCUGAUGUUGUACUAGACCUUAAAAUAAGCGUUGUAAUUAGCAUCGAGGUAGCCGUGUGUAUCAUGAAUCUAAUGGCCGUUCGAGGCGGGCACCAUCCACACUAAAUUCGAG